AUGUGGAACCCUCUUGUAGUCAGUGUUAGUGGAUUGCCUUGCCAGCCAAGUCGGUUUAAUGUGGGGAAAAGGACCGUUUCACAACCAGAACCGACUGGUAUUUAUGUGCACAGGAAAAGAGCUCGCUUAGAUAAUCUCACGGAAGAAGAGAAAAUGAUCAGAAGGAAAAUAUUAAAUCGAGAGGCGGCUCAAAAAGCACGUGAUCGCAAGAAAGGCUUAAUGGAAAACAUGGAGGAAAGCUUGGCCCAACUACGAUGGGAGAAUGAAUAUUUAAGGACAUCAAAUAGAAUGCUACGGCUAAAGUUUAUCGAGCAGGAGGAGAAGUUCCAGACCCUUCAGAAGAAACUAGAGGAUUCGGAAUCUUCCUGCAAUCCCCUCUAUGAAGACGCUCCGGACGAUAUAUCAUCAACGUUGUUCGAUGCACAAGUCGUUGAAGUUACAUCGGAAAAUGUAUCUGAAACCCAAAAGCCUGGAAACUUCGAUCCCACUGACAACUUGACACCAAGUUCUCCUUCUUUAUAUGAUAGCAUUUUAUGCAGUCUUCAGGAUGAUCAACUUGAAGACAUUCCUGGACUGAGUGAUGCAUAUGAUUCAGAAGAGAGUCUUAGUGACCUUAUGGAACUUUUGAAUGGUGAGGCGUUUGACCAUGAUUUUUCUACGACGAACUUCAGUUAA
Messenger RNA from Trichobilharzia szidati, 675 nucleotides. Lineage: Eukaryota; Metazoa; Platyhelminthes; Trematoda; Strigeidida; Schistosomatidae. The record is from the annotation of a GenBank genome assembly.